Molecule: messenger RNA, 894 nt
Organism: Dentiscutata heterogama
Lineage: Eukaryota; Fungi; Glomeromycota; Glomeromycetes; Diversisporales; Gigasporaceae
Source: the annotation of a GenBank genome assembly
AUGCCAUCAAAUAUAGAAUUCCAAAAAUGGGGUAAAGAAUUGUGGGAAUUGCUAGGUAGGGAUAAGCAAGCUGUAGCCAAUCAUAUCCAAAAUCUGUCAAACGGGAAUUCUUUGGCGCCCAAUUUUGGUCAAAACAUUCAUUUAAUCGGAAAUUUUACUGGGAACUCUUUAAACAAUGGACAAGAAAAUCUACCAAAUGAAAGUCAAGUUGAAAACUCUUCAAACAACGAGCAGGAAAUUACAUCAGGCAGAAGCUUGGCAAAUGGUGAUUUAGAUGGAAGCCAUAGGGAACUAACGCUACCCACUCAAGAAACUUCAAGCGUAAAUUUUAAUGAUAAUACUUUAGUAAUAUGGGACGAAUCAAUGUUAUCAAUGGUAAAUGGGGAUUUUGCAGAAGAUUUUCUAAUAAGCUGCGAACAAACAUCUCCUGAAGUUCGAUCAUCUAGGACCAUCAAUAGACAACAAUAUCGAUUAUCUCGUUCACCAAGUCGUGAAAAUCGCCAAACAAGACAAGAAGCUCGAAACCGUGAACCCCUUUCACGAUCUCCAACUUCAGAUGGUGAUCGGAUGCUACAACUCCCGAAUGAUCGUUUACAAAUCCCGAUUGAUCGAGUGUAUUAUUCUCCGAAUCAUACAGAAUAUCAGUUUUCAUUUAAUCACAGCAUAUCAAAUAAUUCAUCGUCGGCACAUAUAACAUCUCCUAAUAAUACAUUCGAAAAUUUAUCAAAUCAAUCAACACCACUGUUAGAUUUUGAAAUAUCAUCUUUUAUCAACUCUACCACAAAUCUCCAAACAACACCAUUGUUUAAUUUGGAGGAGAUAAGUCAAUACUCGAUCGAUCCCCAAACAUCUGAUUUUGGAGGAACUGACUGGCAACCUUUUUUUUUUGAAUAG